GGGCCGGGGGCGCCGCCGGGGCGCCCGGGGCGGCGGCGGGGGCCGCGGGGGCCCGGGCGCGCGGGAGCGGGAGCGGCCCGGGGAGCCGGAGCGCACCAUGGAGGCGGCGGCGGGCGGCCGCGGCGGUUUCCAGCCGCACCCGGGGCUGCAGAAGACGCUGGAGCAGUUCCACCUGAGCUCUAUGAGCUCGCUGGGCGGCCCGGCCGCCUUCUCGGCGCGCUGGGCGCAGGAGGCCUACAAGAAGGAGAGCGCCAAGGAGGCAAGCGCGGCUGCGGUGCCGGCGCCGGUGCCCGCGGCCGCGGAGCCGCCGCCCGUGCUGCACCUGCCAGCCAUCCAGCCGCCGCCGCCGGUGCUCCCCGGGCCUUUCUUCAUGCCAUCCGACCGUUCCACCGAGCGCUGCGAGACCGUGCUGGAGGGCGAGACCAUCUCGUGCUUCGUGGUGGGCGGCGAGAAGCGCCUGUGCCUGCCGCAGAUCCUCAACUCGGUGCUGCGCGACUUCUCGCUGCAGCAGAUCAACUCGGUGUGCGACGAGCUGCACAUCUAUUGCUCGCGCUGCACGGCGGACCAGCUGGAGAUCCUCAAAGUCAUGGGCAUCCUGCCCUUCUCGGCGCCCUCGUGCGGGCUCAUCACCAAGACGGACGCCGAGCGCCUGUGCAACGCGCUGCUGUACGGCGGUGCCUAUCCGCCGCCCUGCAAGAAGGAGCUGGCCGCCAGUCUGGCGCUGGGCCUGGAGCUCAGCGAGCGCAGCGUGCGUGUGUACCACGAGUGCUUCGGCAAGUGCAAGGGGCUGCUGGUGCCCGAGCUCUACAGCAGCCCGAGCGCCGCCUGCAUCCAGUGCCUCGACUGCCGCCUCAUGUACCCGCCGCACAAGUUCGUGGUGCACUCACACAAGGCGCUGGAGAACCGGACCUGCCACUGGGGCUUCGACUCGGCCAACUGGCGGGCCUACAUCCUGCUGAGCCAGGACUACACGGGCAAGGAGGAGCAGGCGCGCCUCGGCCGCUGCCUGGACGACGUGAAGGAGAAGUUUGACUAUGGCAACAAGUACAAGCGGCGGGUGCCCCGGGUCUCCUCCGAGCCGCCGGCCUCCAUCCGAAAAACAGAUGACGUCCCCUCCCAAGUCCCCACGUCUUCUGAGAAGGACAAACAGUCUGGCUGGCUGCGGACCCUGGCCAGCUCCUCCAGCAAGCAGAGCCUUGGCUGCGUUCACCCUCGCCAGCGCCUUUCCGCUUUCCGACCCUGGUCCCCUGCGGUUUCUGCGAGUGACAAAGAGCUCUCCCCGCACCUUCCGGCCCUGAUUCGAGACAGCUUUUACUCCUACAAGAGCUUUGAGACGGGUGUGGCCCCCAACGUGGCCCUGGCACCGCCGGCCCAGCAGAAGGUCGUGAGCAGCCCGCCCUGUGCCACCGUGGUGUCCCGGGCCCCCGAGCCUCUGGCCACCUGCAUCCAGCCACGGAAGCGGAAGCUGGCCGUGGACACCCCCGGAGCCCCGGAGACGCCGGCGCCCGUGGCCGCCCCAGAGGACGGCAAAGACUCGGAGGCCGAGGUGGAAGUGGACAGCAGGGAGGAAUGUACGUUCACCUCCUCCCUGUCCUCCCUCUCCUCCCCGUCCCUUACCUCAUCCAGCUCCGCCAAGGACCUGAGCUCCCCGGGCAUGCACGCCCCGCCCGCCCUGCCCGCCGCCCCCGAGGCCGCCGCCCCCGCGGACACCGCGAGCGGUGGGCUGGAGGCAGAGCUCGAGCACCUGCGGCAGGCCCUGGAGGGCGGCCUGGACACCAAGGAAGCCAAAGAGAAGUUCCUGCACGAGGUGGUGAAGAUGCGCGUGAAGCAGGAGGAGAAGCUGAGCGCCGCCCUGCAGGCCAAGCGCAGCCUCCACCAGGAGCUGGAGUUUCUGCGCGUGGCCAAGAAGGAGAAGCUUCGGGAAGCCACGGAGGCCAAGCGCAACCUGCGAAAGGAGAUCGAGCGCCUCCGGGCAGAGAACGAGAAGAAGAUGCGCGAGGCCAACGAGUCCCGGCUGCGCCUGAAGCGGGAGCUGGAGCAGGCGCGGCAGGUGCGGGUGUGCGACAAGGGCUGCGAGGCCGGCCGCCUGCGCGCCAAGUACUCGGCCCAGAUCGAGGACCUGCAGGUGAAGCUCCAGCACGCGGAGGCGGACCGCGAGCAGCUGCGGGCCGACCUGCUUCGGGAGCGCGAGGCCCGGGAGCACCUGGAGAAGGUGGUGAAGGAGCUGCAGGAGCAGCUGUGGCCGCGGCCCCGGCCCGAGGCCGCCGGCAGCGAGAGCGCGGCCGAGCUGGAGCCCUAGCGGAGCCCGCGGUCGGCCGGGUGCGGACGCCGCGGGGGCGGGCGGCCCCCCGCCCCGCCAGCCGGGGGUCUCUGCCCCUGCGCGCCGGCGGCCCGCCCCCGCGUCCACAUAGCACAACGUCUUACUGUGCCUAUAACCAAGCGAGCGUUUGGAACCACAUACUUUUGGAAUCCACUGCAAAAUUUUCUACUGGCCAAGUUCGAGUGUGCAAGCCGGGUUCCCAGCGGAGCCGGGGCCGAGGCUCCGUGCCCGCCGCGGUCCUUCUGCUUGCCGGGACGUCCUACCAUUUACAUUUUUGUUAUAAGCUAUUUAAAACCAACGAGAAGACUUGAUACUCAGAAAAAUCAACAGGUUUUUUAAUGACUAACUUUUCAAAGCCCCACCAACACGUGACGCCAUCUGAGGACCUGCUAAGGGAGCCGGGGCGCCGCCCCGCAAAGCCAUCUCAGCUCGUCCGCGCCCGCGCGAGGACAGGGAGGGUUUUCUCCAGAGUCUAUUUUUUCAGCGACAAGGACCCAGGCCGCCUGUGCCGGCCGCCGGCGCCCCGAGCCGGAACACUGCCGCCUUCCGCCUGCCCGGGAGCCGCUCACCUCCGCCACCCUCCCCCGGCCGCCCCUGUCGCGUCGGGACUGAGGCCGCAGCGUCGGAACAAAAACAGCAUUACUUCACUUUUUUUUUUCUUUUUGUUUGUUCAUUUAAACGUAUAUUUAGAACUGCACUUUGUCAAAACUCUUCCCUUCUCUUUUUAUUCCCCAGUUAACUGAGGUUUUUACUUUUCAAAUAUUGCAGACCCAUUUAUAGAGCAGUCCACAUCCUAAGUGCUCGAGUGUUUAGAAACCCCCUCUGGUGCUCGGUUGAACAAGGGAAUCACAAAACGGAAAUGCAAAAGCUGAACUUCGGGGGGUAGUUCUGUGCCUUCCAGCAUCUUGUACAGCAAAUCCUGACUCGUCUUUUUACCCCCGAGACACCUGUCUUCAGUCGCGAUCGAAUCUGCCACUAUCAGAAUAAGUUACUUGCAUUUAUUCCAGAUAAUCUCGUUUACUCUCAACUGUUCAUGCAAAUUGUAUAAGGUUUUUUAUGCCCAAGCUUGAAAAAUGAUUUCCCAGUAGACAAGAGGCGGCUACCCAUCCUGAAAUUACGGUAUUUAUUUACGUGAGAAAGAUCUUAGCCAGGAUUCUUCGCUCGACCCCGUUCUAACGCCGAGGCAGCUGCCAGCGCGCACGGAGGUGGGGACCGCUGGCUGGCGCAGGUGCAGACGCCGCCCGCCGCCGUGACCAGCAGAGGCUUGGUGACCGUGUCAUCUGCAGGGUUCUUGCCCGUGGUUUACCGGGGGGGAGGGGGGAGGGGCGCAGGUGCUGCUGGACCCCCCUUCUAAAGUGCAAUGCAAAAGGGACAUCAUAUAUAUGCAGCGUUUGUUUGGAUUUUUUUUUUUUUUUGCUUUUGUUUUUCUUUUGCAGUUAUGAAAUCUGUAUGCAUGGAAUGUUAAACCUCUGCCAUAUGUAUACCCAUCGAUGGGCAUUAUUACCGGGCCCUGUGAGGGGCCGGCUGUGCUACACAACACGCAGAAUGCUGUGUUCAGCCUCGUGUUUCCGGAGUUGUGUUUUUUCAGUCAUUUCUUCAAGGGAAACGAAAUGAUUUAGCUGGAGCAGACCUUUAAGUGUGCUUCUGUGUGACUGUGCUCUGUUGCCGAGUCUGAAAGUCGUGAGAGAUCAAAGGGCCCGUGGGCCUGUCGCCCGGGCCGUCCGUUUGCUUUUCGGUUUUUUAGGCCCCAGCGGGCGAUGAGCUUCUCUAAGUUCUGUGCAGGCACCUUCCCCGCCCUCCCCGCCCCCACCCUUGCCCUCGCAGUGCCCACCUCCGGUCACCGUCUAGGCCGUUGGGUCCACGACCCCACUUGCCAGCUUUGCCCCAGGACGUUGGGAAAAGCUGGCCAGGCCACGGCAGCUCGCACACCCCCCCCCCCCCCCCCCCCCCCGCCCAGGCCCGCCCCUCUGUCCCUGUCUGAGGCUCCUGCGGCCUCGCCAGAGCUGGUGCGGCGGGGACCGGCUGUCACGGGCUCCCUGGUCACCAGCAGCUUGAGCCUUCCCGGGCGGCUCCCGGGGGCAGCUGGGGGGCAUAGGCUUGUUCCGGCCGCUUCCAUCCUCGGGGGUGGGGGGUGGGGAGGGCCGGGCCGAGGGUUCGCGCAGCCGCAGAAGGGAGAAGGGGGGUCUUGUAGGCUGUUGGCUCUCCCUGUGUGUAAUACCCAUUACCCGAGUGACUGUGCACCCGUUUAAUUACUCAUUAUUUCUAUGCUGAAAGAGGAUUUUUAACGAAGGGAAAAACAGCAAUAACAUUCAUAUCUUUGGAGCAGCUAACUCACACACAUAAUAUCCUGCUUUUCGUACAGAACGAGCCCCGUGUAAAAACAGUCCCUGUGUAAAUACCUGUCCUCUACACUGUCGUAUCUCCCGCGUAUACGGUGGUUCCUUUUUCAGAAACUCUUUUCUUACCUGGUAGUUGUCCUGUUUUCUGGGUUGUUUUUAACUGAGGAAGAACAGAGCUCACCUGCCGGAGGGGACGGACCCUCUGCCAGUCCCCGCAGCACCCUGCGGGCUCCGUCCUGCCCGCCCCUGCCCGCCCACCGCGUCCACCAGGCUCGAGAGGCCGUCUUGUUCUUGCUUUAAGUCAGGAGUCACAAGCGACAUUUUUUUUCAAUUAAGGAAAAAAACCACAGCUCUACCUUUGUACCUGCCGGGAGCGUCUGCAUCGCCGUCCGCGUUUUCUCCUCUGCUGCUGCUAAUGACAACAUGGUGACUUACUCUACUAUCGAAAACUAUUUUUAUGUAAUUAAUGUAUGCUUUCUUGUUUAUAAAUGCCUGAUUUAAAAAGAAAAAAGAAAAAGCUUGGCAUAUUUAUCUACUUCGCUGUGUACCCGUUAGUCCUUUGGCGCCCCUCCCCCAGACAGAAGACAUUGUACAAUAAAGGACUUUGAGCGUA
Acinonyx jubatus (cheetah) is the source of this 5272-nucleotide messenger RNA. RefSeq names its product SKI proto-oncogene (gene SKI). NCBI's taxonomy places the organism in Eukaryota, Metazoa, Chordata, Mammalia, Carnivora, Felidae. The record is from RefSeq and is a predicted model, not a curated record. Gene Ontology annotation, cellular component: nucleus. Gene Ontology annotation, molecular function: SMAD binding; DNA-binding transcription factor activity, RNA polymerase II-specific; RNA polymerase II cis-regulatory region sequence-specific DNA binding. The coding region runs from base 98 to 2299 and encodes 733 amino acids. The transcript has 7 exons. Gene Ontology annotation, biological process: negative regulation of BMP signaling pathway.